AAAAACCCUAAAAACACAAGGCCAAAAAAUGGAGGUUAUGUAGAAACAUUUUGUUUUGGUACAUGGUGCAUGCCAUGGAAGUUGGUGUUGGUACAAGCUAAAGCCAUUGCUAGAGGCUGCUGGCCACAAGGUCACUGCCCUUGACAUGGCAGCCUCUGGCAUUGAUUUGAGAAAAAUAGAAGAAAUUCGCACACUUGUCGAUUAUACCGCGCCAUUGAUGGAGUUUAUGGAAUCCCUUCCACAUGAGGAAAAGGUUGUACUAGUAGGGCAUAGUCUUGGUGGUAUGAAUUUAGCACUUGCUAUGGAAAAAUACCCAAAAAAGAUCUAUGCUGCUGUUUUCUUGGCUGCUCUUAUGCCUGAUUCUGCUCACAUGUCCUCCUACGUUUUGGAUCAGCAAUUUGAGAGGACGCCAACAAAGAAUUGGUGUGACACCCAAUUUGUAUCAUAUGGUUCCCCUGAAGAGCCUUUGACAUCCAUAAUUUUGGAUCCCAAGUUGUUGGCUCACCGAUUUUAUCAGUUAUGCUCUCCUGAGGAUGUUGCGUUAGCAUCGACAUUAAUAAGACCAAGCUCUCAGUUUAUCGAAGAUCUAUCGAAGGCAAAGUAUUUCACGGAUGAAGGUUAUGGAUCAGUAAACAAAGUUUAUAUAAUGUUAGAAUAGGUUUAGGUUUACGUUUACUGGGCUUAAGCCCAUUGUAAUUAUGUAAUUAUAUAUAUUCGUUAUGCUAAUGGAAAACCCCCAAGCAGUUGCAAUUCUACUGCCAUAUACAA
Solanum lycopersicum (tomato) is the source of this 768-nucleotide messenger RNA. The record is from RefSeq and is a predicted model, not a curated record. Lineage: Eukaryota; Viridiplantae; Streptophyta; Magnoliopsida; Solanales; Solanaceae.